GGUGGAGACGUUGAAAUAUAUUACUGGAAACACGCCAGUCGACGAUUACUUAGCACAACUCAUACGCAAAAAUAUAUAACAAAAGAUAAAAAUCCGAAUAAAUUGUUGCCUCCACAGUGGAAUCAAAAAAUCGCGCUUUGGAACUAAGUGCAAUAAAAACUUGUUUAUUGGUAACCAGUACAGAUAAUAGGCCGCCAAAAUUGGUUACUUAACGAAAACUUCGUUUGUGAUAACGGAAGGCAACAGAGACGAGGACAUGGGAUUUAGUUCGCGCAUGGACUGCUGUGGGCAGUUUGUUAAAUACAGUCUGUUCAUAGCGAACUUUGUGAUGUUCGUGGGCGGAGCAAUUGUCUUCAGUCUGACCCUCUGGACUCUGGUUGAUCGCAGCUUUGUUAAUGAAUUACUGGGUACCAAUCUUUUCUCUGGCGCUGUCUACGUUCUGUUGGUCACAUCUGUCAUUAUAUGUUUGGUCUCGUUCCUUGGCUGUGUUGGCGCUGGGAAGGAGGUCAAGUGCUUGCUCUUAACGUAUUUCAUCAUCGUUGCUUUGGUUUUCGUGACCAUGCUAAUUGGUGGCGUUUUGGGUUACGUAUUUCGUGAGCGAGUGCAGCAAACAAUGCGCCAGGAAAUGCGAUCGACAAUGGCGUUGUAUGGCAGUCGACGUGAGAUUACACAGGCUUGGGAUUUAACCCAGGAGCGCUUGCAGUGCUGCGGCGUAGAUACCUGGCACGACUGGAAUCGAUAUGGACCCGUGCCGGAGUCAUGCUGUCAGGAACUUUUUGGCGGACAACGCAAGGAAUGCACUAUCUUUCCGACUAUCACGAAUCUUUAUAAUCAAGGUUGCCUAUAUGUGGCGACAAACUUUAUAAGAGAUCAUGCGGCAGUAAUUGGAGGCACAUCCAUAGCGGUGGCUAUACUCAUGAUAUUUGGCAUGAUUUUCUCUUGUCUGUUAUUUAACAUGAUUGAAUAGCCUAACUUUAGAAAGGAUGGCAAGGGCAACCCCAUUCAUAAAUGUAUUGCAUAAUGUAAACUUAAAGUAUUAUCCAAGUGUAUGCUAUAUAAGACCUGUUACGCAAAAGUCGUUGCUUUUGUACUAUGUUUAUCUGAUAUUCCGAAUUAAGUGUAUACUAUCUUAAUGUAUGCUAAGUGGCUUGUCAAUUUUUUGUGCCUGUUAUCUGUUACAUAAUAUUGUACCAACAUUGUUAUAUUUUGUUAUGAUUUAAGUCCCAAAAAUAUAAACGACAAAAAGUGA
Molecule: messenger RNA, 1249 nt
Organism: Drosophila novamexicana
Lineage: Eukaryota; Metazoa; Arthropoda; Insecta; Diptera; Drosophilidae
Product: CD151 antigen
Exons: 7
Coding region: 257-967 (236 amino acids)
Cellular component (GO): membrane
Source: RefSeq, a predicted model, not a curated record